AUGGUGCGGGUCCGAGCCGUGGUGAUGGCCCGAGAUGACUCCAGUGGGGGCUGGCUGCCUGUGGGGGGCGGGGGCCUCAGCCAGGUGAGCGUAUGUCGGGUCCGAGGGGCCAGGCCCGAGGGGGGGGCCCGCCAGGGGCACUACGUCAUCCACGGGGAGCGGCUUCGGGACCAGAAAAUCACCUUGGAGUGUACCCUGAGGCCAGGUUUGGUUUACAACAAAGUGAACCCUAUCUUCCACCACUGGAGCCUGGGUGAUUGCAAGUUUGGGCUGACGUUUCAGAGUCCUGCCGAGGCCGAUGAAUUCCAGAAGGGUCUUCUAGCUGCGCUGGCUGCACUCAGCCGAGGCUCACUUACUCCCUCCUCUUCCUCUUCCUCCUCCUCCCCUUCCCAGGACACUGCAGAGACCCCCUGCCCUCUGACGUCCCAUGUAGAUAGCGACUCCUCCUCCAGUCACAGCCGCCAGGAAACUCCUCCCACAGCUGUCUCAGCGCCUAUUGUCACGGUGGAGUCAACAACUGCCUUCCCACCGGCCACUCCCCCACAACAGCGCCGCUCCUCUGCUCAGAGCUACCCUCCGCUUCUACCGUUCACUGGUAUUCCAGAAGCCUCAGAGUCUCUAGCCGGGGCAGGGAGCCAGGGCUGGGGCGGCCGUGGCUAUGAGGACUACCGGCGAUCUGGACUACCGGCACCUCUUCCUCUGUCUACCUGCGUCGUGGGCUUUGUGAAGACUGGUGCAUUGAGGGGUGCAGCCCUGGGUCCCCCAGUGUCACUCCCUGCCCCUCUCACUGAGGCUGCACCCCCAGCACCUCCUGCUCGUCCACCCCCAGGUCCGGGCCCCACCUCUGCUCCAGCCAAGGCCUCCCCUGAGGCCGAGGAGGCUGCACGUUGUGUGCACUGCCGAGCACUCUUCCGCCGCCGUGCGGAUGGUCGUGGUGGCCGCUGCGCAGAGGCACCUGACCCAGGUCGCUUGCUAGUGCGCAGGCUCAGUUGCCUGUGGUGCGCCGAGAGCUUGCUGUACCACUGCCUGUCGGACGCCGAGGGCGACUUCUCGGACCCGUGCGCUUGUGAGCCAGGCCACCCACGCCCUGCUGCACGCUGGGCCGCUCUGGCUGCACUGUCUCUGGCAGUGCCCUGUCUCUGCUGCUACGCGCCUCUGCGCGCCUGUCACUGGGUUGCGGCACGCUGUGGCUGUGCUGGCUGCGGGGGUCGUCAUGAGGAGGCUGCUCGGUGA
Arvicola amphibius (Eurasian water vole) is the source of this 1233-nucleotide messenger RNA. It is a transcript of the gene Spred3, whose product is annotated as sprouty related EVH1 domain containing 3. The transcript has 5 exons. Bases 1 to 1233 code for a protein of 410 amino acids. The record is from RefSeq and is a predicted model, not a curated record. Lineage: Eukaryota; Metazoa; Chordata; Mammalia; Rodentia; Cricetidae. Gene Ontology annotation, molecular function: protein kinase binding. Gene Ontology annotation, cellular component: membrane. Gene Ontology annotation, biological process: multicellular organism development; negative regulation of MAPK cascade.